This is a messenger RNA of Sabethes cyaneus, 2345 nucleotides long. RefSeq lists its product as uncharacterized. The transcript has 8 exons. The coding region runs from base 5 to 2095 and encodes 696 amino acids. Lineage: Eukaryota; Metazoa; Arthropoda; Insecta; Diptera; Culicidae. The record is from RefSeq and is a predicted model, not a curated record.
AGCCAUGAAAACACAUAUAGCAAAAUGUAUGAUACCGGCAAUAUUGCUGCUAAGCCUGGCAGCAAAUCUUGCUGCUGGGCGAAUAGCAUUUGAGAAAUUAACUGACUACGAUUUUCAAGGGACAACAUACUACAGUGUGAAAAAUCUUUCUCUUUAUGAAUGCCAAGGAUGGUGUCGAGAGGAACCAGAUUGUCAGGCUGCAGCAUUCAGUUUUGUCGUAAAUCCGCUAACCCCAGCUCAAGAGACUUUGUGCCAACUUCAAAAUGUAACAGCUGCCAAUAAUCCAGCAAGCACACCGCAACGAUCAUCCAGUAUGUACUAUAUGGUGAAAUUGCAGUUGCGUUCAGAUAACGCAUGUCAACGUCCUUGGAACUUUGAACGCCUACCUAAUAAAAUGAUUCGCGGCCUAGACAACGCUCUGAUUUAUACCAGUACGAAAGAAGCAUGUUUAUCGGCAUGCUUAAAUGAGAAACGAUUUAUUUGCCGUUCUGUAGAAUACGACUAUAAUAACAUGAAAUGUGUCCUAAGUGAUUCAGAUCGAAGAACAACGGGACAACUUGUUCAACUAGUAGAUGCACAAGGCGUUGACUAUUUCGAAAAUCUUUGCUUGAAACCGGGCCAAGCAUGUAAAUUUAAUAGACUAUUCCAGCUCCCACGUACUGGAGUUUCGGAAGAUAAGGUUUCUCAGUAUGUCGGAUUGCACUAUUAUACAGAUAAAGAAUUACAAGUUACUUCAGACUCGGCUUGCAAGCUCGCAUGUGAAAUUGAAACCGAAUUUUUAUGCCGUUCUGUUCUGUACAUGGGCAGCCCGGCCGGAUCACAAUACAACUGUCGCCUGUAUCACCUAGAUCACAAAUCUUUACCCGAUGGACCAUCAACAUAUUUGAACGGAGAACGUCCGUUAAUAGACAUUGGCGAGCCAUCUGGAGUGUAUUAUGAAAACAUGUGUGAAAAAUCUUCGCAAGGAGAAACAACUCUACCAGUGGUAUUCGACACAGUGCAAGACGAAACAUUAAAUAAUUCAACACGAAACGAUGCAAACUGUGAUAAGACCGGAACCUGCUACGAUGUAUCUGUACAUUGUAAAGACACAAGAAUUGCUGUUCAAGUCAGAACUAAUAAACCAUUCAACGGCAGAAUCUACGCAUUAGGACGGUCCGAAACUUGUAACAUUGACGUGAUUAAUUCAGAUUCCUUCCGACUCGAUUUGACAAUGGGUGGACAGGAUUGUAACACACAGAGUGCUACGGGUAUCUACAGUAACACAGUUGUAUUGCAACAUCAUUCAGUUGUUAUGACAAAAGCGGAUAAAAUUUAUAAGGUUAAAUGUACCUACGACAUGAGUUCAAAGAAUAUCUCCUUCGGAAUGCUCCCGAUUCGAGAUCCAGAAAUGAUACACAUUAAUUCAUCACCGGAAGCACCACCACCGAGAAUUCGCAUCCUAGAUGCAAGAAGUCGUGAAGUGGAAACAGUUCGCAUUGGAGAUCGUUUGACAUUCCGAAUUGAAAUUCCAGAGGACACUCCAUAUGGUAUCUUUGCGCGGUCAUGUGUUGCUAUGGCUAAGGAUUCAAAAAGUACCUUCCAAAUCAUCGAUGACGACGGAUGCCCUGUGGAUCCAAGCAUAUUCCCCGCAUUCACACAAGAUGGAAACGCAUUACAGUCAAUAUAUGAAGCUUUCAGAUUUACUGAAAGCUACGGUGUUAUUUUCCAGUGUAACGUUAAAUAUUGUCUAGGACCUUGUGAACCGGCUGUUUGUGAAUGGGGACGAGAUUCUGUAGAGUCUUGGGGAAGAAAACGUCGUUCUCUGACAAGGAAUGAAACGGGAGCUGGUGAAGAAGAGGAAGAGGAUAUGAAUAUUUCCCAAGAAAUCCUAGUUCUUGAUUUUGGCGACGAAAAAAAUCGAGACUUCCUGCGAAGCGAAGCUAGUACGGAAUAUGGAAGAGAUAAAACUGUGACUAUCAUUGAACCGUGUCCAACGAAAACAUCCGUACUAGCCCUAGCUGUCACGUGUUCUUUAAUGGUGCUAGUAUAUUUAUCCACGCUAUUCUGUUACUACAUGAAAAAAUGGAUACAACCACACAAAAUAAUGGCUUAAAUCAAUCGGACAGAUCAUGGCGGCACUCAACUAGUUUUAGGUAUAUUAUUUAUUAUUGUGCUGUAUUAGCUUAAUUAGAGUAACAACACUCCUAUGAACGGUUACACGAUUAUGCAGACUAACCGUAAAAGGAGUAAUGCCAACAAAACAAGGAAAAAUUGUAUAUGUAGGAAUUAACUGUUUUAACAGUAGUGAAUUCGACAUCUCUAAAUGACUAUAGGGAAUAAGUAUUUAUUUAUUUAAAAAACGU